This is a messenger RNA of Cutaneotrichosporon cavernicola, 2004 nucleotides long. RefSeq lists its product as uncharacterized. The coding region runs from base 1 to 2004 and encodes 667 amino acids. Gene Ontology annotation, molecular function: DNA-binding transcription factor activity, RNA polymerase II-specific; transcription cis-regulatory region binding; zinc ion binding. Gene Ontology annotation, biological process: regulation of DNA-templated transcription. The record is from RefSeq and is a predicted model, not a curated record. The transcript is spliced from 8 exons. Lineage: Eukaryota; Fungi; Basidiomycota; Tremellomycetes; Trichosporonales; Trichosporonaceae. Gene Ontology annotation, cellular component: nucleus.
AUGGAGCCGUCAAACAAGGCGUGUGACACAUGCUACCGCGCCAAGCUCAAGUGCGUGGGCCGCGAGGCGCCGCCGUGUGCGCGCUGCGUCGCGAACGGAACAGAGUGCACGUUCGACGGCCGACGUAAGAGCAAGAUCACGCAGGUCGAGGAGCGGGUCGUUGCGCUGGAAACUGCUCUGGAGGGUAUGCGGGCACACAUGGGCGUAAUGGAACGACAGAUCGAUGCGAUGGGCAACAAGUCGACCGAGCCUACGCCAGCUGUCCACCAGCUAGCGACAUACACGCCUCUUGCCUCCGCUGCCUCUGCCCCUCCCACCCACCCCGCUAUCCACCAUCUUACCCACCAUCUAAGCCAGGACCCCUCACACCACUCCUCACACCACUCCUCUAACCACUCCUCCCACUCCUCCCACCCUCCCGUCCCCGGACGCAAACGCUCGCGGCCGCGCGACUCGUCCUCCUCGGAAGUCGACGAAGACCCACUCAACGACAUAGCCCGCGGCGCCCCCCUCGAACGGAUGCUGGACCGCCGCACCUCCUCCCCCUGCAUCAAACACAUGCGACUAACCAUCGAACCCUCCCGCGCCGACCCCUCUUCCGACGCUGACGAUCCCGUCGUGGCAGGCCUGGUAACCCCCGCACACGGCCAGGCCCUCCUCGACGCAUUCUAUGCUCACUGCCACACGCCUAUCCCUGUCUUCGACCCGGCCACCGAUACAUGGGACGGGCUCCGGCGUUCUCCGUUCGCUCUAACGGCGGCAAUCAUGGUCGGGGCAAUGUUUGCGCGCGAGCCAGCCCUCCAGGCCAGGUUACAGGCGCACGCAGAGAAGCUUGCUAAGGAGACGCUGUUUGCUGGUGAUGGAGUCGAGGUUGUACAAGGCCUGGUUGUGUUGACGGCAUGGGGAGGCGGAUGGCGGACUGGCGGACAUCAAUUGAGGUUGGCGAUGGAGAUGGGGCUGUAUCGCUGCUUACCCCAUCUCGUACGUACCGACAUGGGAGCAGGUAAGGGGGAUGCGGCACUGGAGAUUGAGCGGCCCCUGGUAGUCGGAGCGAGGGUUUGGCUCGCAGUCUGCAAGGCCGAAUAUGAAAUGGCUUUCAACCAGGGUCGACCGCUGUUGAUCGGCGAGGAGAGCAGUGUUGCUUUGGGAAGACGCCUGCUCGACCAUCCCCUCAGUACGCGGGAAGACUCGCGUCUCGUCGCGGCCUGCGAGUUACUUGCCGGCCGCCAGAGAUCCCACUUGGCGUGGAGCGGUACCCCAGCCGUGUCUCUCGAAACGGCUGCUUUUGAGAUUGCGGCCGAUAACGCCUUCUUCGACGCAUGGCACGCAGACUGGAUGGCGUAUUAUGAUUCCGUUGGGGUUCCAAAAGGCCAUUUCCUCCGCGACCUUUUACAUUCGGGCAAAAACCAUUCGAUAUUACUCGUCAAUUCCCGUUUGUUGAGCGGUAUCGGCGCUCGGGCGGAUGUGGAAAGCCUCGCUCCAGAGCGCCGCACCGCCCUAUUGCGCAGCGUACAAGCCGCCAGUGCACUUGUACGCAUGGCAACCGGGGACACGGCGUACCGCGACUACUUUCUCAGCAUGAACUCUAUGACUCACGUGGCGAUGGCCUUUGCUGCCCGCCUCCUUAUCCGUUUCGCCGGACUGGUGCCUGACGCCGUGGACCUGCGACAGACAGGACGAGACAUCGAGGCGCUCGCUGGUGUAUUGAAGCGCGGUCCGGGGGGAGGACCACUCGCGGCGCAGAUCCAAGACGUUCUUCGACGCGCUAGGCGGCGUCGUGUCCUGCCUCCCCGAUCUCGUGUACCGUCACCCUCACUGGCCCGAGCCGAGCCCACGCCCGAAUCCCAGACCCACUCUGAGAUACUGGUCGACCGGGCCGAGGGUUUCGACUUUGGCGACUUUGCGUUCCCGGCCGACCUGUUUGGCGGGUUUAGUGAUGACGACGCGACGAAUAUCUUCCAGUGGCUCGGCGGGAACGGGACCGAUUGGGUAUCACCCAUCUAG